UGGUAUUCGAUCCCAAUCAACCAUAUUUCCAUUCCGGCCGGCUACUUAUUACAUCAAUUCAAUAAUACUCCGUAUAGUUUUUGAGUAUACAAAUAAUAUAUACUCCGGUAGGUAUAGUAUCAGCUCAGUGAGCUAGUCACCGAUUGAUCAUGGCGAAGAUAAUUAUGAAUUACAUUCAGCUUCGGGAAGGCCGCCGCUGCCGUAACAUAGGCGGCCGCAUAAUGCUCGUCCCCCCAAAGAAACGGACUUGGAAUACAAUGAUGCUGCCGGAGUUGUCGUCAUCCGGGGCGGCGGCCGAAGACGUUCCGCCGUCAUUAUCCCUAGUGCCUGCUGAUGUCGUCGCCGUGGGGAACAAGAAGAUGAAGGAAGACGGCUGCGGCGGCGAAGGCCCCACCGAAAGCACCGCUCGCCGCCCUGAAAUUGCACAUUCGCUAGGUGGAGGCCCUUUCUUUGGUUAUUGCAUGAUAGAUAGAUGGAUGGAUGAUUUCCUUUUGUAUUAAUUCAUUCAAAUUGCAACGUGAUAGCCUUUGCUGCGCUGUAUAUUCAUAAUUCAUCACACUUACUCAAUUCGCAUUUU
Cuscuta epithymum is the source of this 577-nucleotide messenger RNA. NCBI's taxonomy places the organism in Eukaryota, Viridiplantae, Streptophyta, Magnoliopsida, Solanales, Convolvulaceae. The record is from the annotation of a GenBank genome assembly.